Molecule: messenger RNA, 892 nt
Organism: Echinops telfairi (small Madagascar hedgehog)
Lineage: Eukaryota; Metazoa; Chordata; Mammalia; Afrosoricida; Tenrecidae
Gene: CKS1B
Product: CDC28 protein kinase regulatory subunit 1B
Exons: 3
Coding region: 415-654 (79 amino acids)
Biological process (GO): regulation of mitotic cell cycle
Cellular component (GO): SCF ubiquitin ligase complex; cyclin-dependent protein kinase holoenzyme complex
Molecular function (GO): ubiquitin binding; histone binding; cyclin-dependent protein serine/threonine kinase activator activity
Source: RefSeq, a predicted model, not a curated record
CCAACUUUCUCCCCAGACCCAGCCUCCCUGGAGAAACUUUAUUGCACUCACUUCCGGCCUCACUAACCCCUGACCCUCUACCUCACAGUCCCUCUUUCACCCAUCCCACUUUCCAAAAUCCGCCAAUGGUAGCGCGAGAACGCGCCGGCCCUUAGUGAUAGCCAAUAAAAGACCUAUUUUUCACCCACGCUGGUUCUUGAGCAACGUAAGCCUUACCCUCCAAUGAGAACCCCAAGAGGAAAAAGUCUAAGCCAAUCGGAGGCUUGAAGGUGGAGCUGUCCCGCCUUGGACUACAGAGACCAAUAAGAAGUGCGGGCGGUGUGUUUGAAAGCGAGGCCAAAGAGGGUGGGAGCGCGUGCUGCUGGGAGUUGUUUGGAGGUUGGCGGCGAGGGGCCGAAGUCCCUCCAAACGAGCAUGUCGCACAAGCAGAUUUACUAUUCGGACAAAUACGACGACGAGGAGUUCGAGUACAGGCACGUCAUGUUGCCCAAGGAUAUAGCCAAGCUGGUCCCGAAAACCCACUUGAUGUCUGAAUCUGAAUGGAGGAAUCUUGGCGUCCAGCAGAGUCAGGGAUGGGUCCAUUAUAUGAUCCAUGAACCAGAACCUCACAUCUUGCUGUUCCGGCGGCCGCUGCCCAAGAAGCCAAAGAAAUGAAGCGAGCAAGCCACUUUUCAGCCUCAAGCUGUUCCAGCCUUCCUUUCUUGCUAACAUCUCUCUAAUAAUGUUGCCUUCUCUGAUGUUUCUCACUCUGAUAUUUAAAGGACGUUCCCCACACUGUUUGAAUGUGCCGGUGCGUGCUUUGCCGCAUGUGCAGAGCCACACCGCCCUGCCAGCUGUGCUCUGUGGGCCCCGGUCUCAGCUGCCCGUGUCCCCAGCAGCCAUGGUGGGCUGU